Messenger RNA from Linum tenue, 1376 nucleotides. The record is from the annotation of a GenBank genome assembly. Lineage: Eukaryota; Viridiplantae; Streptophyta; Magnoliopsida; Malpighiales; Linaceae.
UACUACUCAAUGGGUGUCAUCGUUGGCCGGCUGGCUGCUUGGCUCGUUUUCUCUCUUCUCUUAAUUUUCCCGGAAAAUUUCUUAAAGCUACAAAACCAAGAGAAGUUUUUUUUUUUUUAAUUUUAAUCCUUCCGUCCGCGACCCCCUAAAGGAAUCGAUUGCACAUUUCUCCCUUCUCGUCUGCGCAAUCUCCUAAAUAGCAGGAGAGGGAAGAUCGUGAGCUGCAUCAAAAUCAGCGAUCAGCGGAGGAGAGGGAGGUGGUGUACCAAUGGGUCAAGCCUUUCGGAAGCUCUUUGAUUCUUUCUUCGGCAACACCGAGAUGCGGGAACUCGGAUAUGACGUUGGUUAUUCCAGUUCUUGAUUGAUUCUUAUUCUUAUUGCUGGCCUAGGUUGUGAUGCUGGGACUGGAUGCAGCUGGUAAAACAACUAUACUUUACAAGCUACACAUUGGAGAAGUUCUAUCUACGGUCCCGACAAUAGGUUUCAACGUGGAGAAAGUACAAUAUAAGAAUGUGGUGUUCACUGUUUGGGAUGUUGGAGGCCAGGAAAAAUUACGACCACUUUGGAGGCAUUAUUUCAAUAAUACUGAUGGCUUGAUAUAUGUGGUUGAUUCCUUGGACAGAGAGAGGAUUGUCAAAGCCAAGGCAGAGUUUCAGGCCAUAAUCAAAGAUCCGUUUAUGCUUAACAGUGUCAUCUUGGUGUUUGCCAACAAACAGGAUAUGAAAGGUGCAAUGACUCCAGCGGAAGUAGGCCAAGGGUUGGGCCUAUUCGAACUCAAAAACAGAAAAUGGCACAUACAAGGGACGUGUGCGCUAAAGGGAGAUGGGUUAUACGAGGGCCUGGACUGGUUAUCUAGUACUCUGAAAGAGAUGAGAGCUGCUGGAUACUCUUCAGUUGGACCCUCAGCAUUCUGAAAUUCCAGAUCGCGUGGAUACCGGUUCUUAGUGAAGCAACUGGAGAUUGAUUCCAUGGAAGUGGCCAAUUUGUAGAUUUUUGCGCGGUUUUGUCUCCCUUGUACUUCCGUAGUUGCCUGAUGUGACUUUCACUUCGAUCGGUGUAUAUAUUGGAAAGAUGUAUAAUUCGCAUCCUAACUCAGGGUUUCUUCAAAUCUGGUUUAGACUUUCACUUUGAUUACGGCCUUGUAAUAUGGUCAUCACUUUGAUUACGGCCUUGUAAAGGGUGAGAAUUUGGAGCGGAUAGAAUGGAUUUCAGUAGAAAGGAAUCGAUCUAUGAAGUGCAAAUUCUAUGGAAUGGGAGUUCAAUGGCAUUCUUUUCUAAAUUGGGUCAUUUGAUGAAUUGUAAAAGCCAAUUGGAUCUUUUCCAGCAUUGGUGGCUGCUUUGUAAUGAGAGAAAAUUUGGGUAUCAAAUAGUAAGUU